AUGAAUACAUUUAAUAGUACCACAAUACAGUGUAACUAGCUGUAAAGAGAACCCUAAUAAAUAAGAGACAAAGUGCUGACGCCGCCUGUGGGAAUAUUAAAGGACUAUUACACCGACUUCCACGUUCGGGGCUGAGCCUCCUCCUCGCUUCGGCUCCACUCGGGAGUGCUCGGGUGUCGCCGGUGAGCCAGAGGGCAGAGCGAGCUCCGCGGCUCGAGACGAGACGAGACGAGCUCCGCCACCACACACACACACACACACACCGUCACACACACACACACACACACCUGGUCGGUCCGACGACAACCGCAGCGCACAGCAGCAGCCGGGUUAAUCACUGAAGGAAUGCGGAGCCAUUAGGACGAGCGCCGAGAGCCGAGCUGCUCCGAUCGACCGAAACUCGUCUCCCUCCUCCCUCGACGUUCAUUUUCACCCGACGCCGGCGCGCGACUCUCCUCCGGACCGGGGAGGGCGAACCAUGGCCACGGGCGGAUUCAAGUCGACCGCCGCCACCGACUUUCUGGAGGAGUGGAAGGCGAAGCGGGAGAAGAUGCGGGCGAAAAUGCUGGGCGACAUCGCGGCGGCGACCGGAGCUCCGCUGGGCUCCUCCGGGAGCGCGCACGCCGCCGGCACCGGCACCGGCACCGGCCGCCAAGCCGCCGCCGCCGCCGCCGCCGCGCAGGGCACCGAGCUCACCAACAACGGAAACCCGGAGCGAAGCGCCUCCUCUGGGAACUGCCUCCCCUCCUCCUACUCGGUGGCGCGGUCCUCCUCCGGCACGACUCUGAGGAGAGCCGAGGAGGAGACGCACCACCAGCAGCACCACCAGCACCAGCACCAGCACCCCGCCGCCGCCGCCGCUCCGCACCCCUCACCCGCCGCUGCGCCCUGCGCCGCCGCGGCGAGCCACCCGAAGAAGGCCCCGCCUCACGCGGACAAGGCUCCGUGCGCGUCCCCGGACCCCGCCGGCCCCGCCGGCCCCGGCAGCCCCGCCGGCCCCAUGGCCUGCAACGACAGCGACAAGGAGAGUCCGUCACCCGGCAAGGGCAAGGAGAAGAAGAGCAGCGGCCCCAGCGCCAGGAAGGGCAAAGGUCAGAUCGAGAAGAGGAAGCUGAGGGAGAAGAGGCGAUCGACAGGUGUCGUCAGCAUGCCGUCCAAUGAGAGCCUGGACGAGCUGGACGACGACGACGCAGGGGAGAAGGACCGCAGGGAGGAGGAGCUGGUGCAGGCCAACACCUUCCAGAACGAGGCCAUGGCUGCCGACGCUGCCGCGGACCACUUGAUGGACACCCCGAGAUGCGGGAGCGGCCGACACAAGAGCUCUGCGGGAGCAGGGUCUGAGGAGGAGGCCGGCGGGAACAGCCGGCAGCGGCACAACCGCCACGCCAGAGACGGGGGAGGAGCGGCCGCGGCUCAGGGGAGUCUGGAGAAGAGGAUGGAGGAGCUGGAGAGGGAGUUGUCCAGGGAGCGUCAGGAGAACGGCCGCUUGGUGAAGGCCCAGCAGGACAAGGACGACCUCAUCGGGAAGCUGAAGGAGGAGAUCGACUUGCUGAACAGAGUGAGUCCGCCCGGCCGGCGUGGACGCUCCGCUCUGAUGUCUGACAUUCCUCGAGUCGCUGCUUUGUGUUUUCUCUCUGGCGUGGGCGGCUUGUGCGUGUUGUAAAUCAUCAUGUGGCAUUUCAGCGGAGGACCUGGACGACAUUGAAGACGAGAACGAGCAACUCAAACAGGAGAACAAGACUCUGCUGAAGGUGGUGGGUCAGCUGACGAGGUAGAACCGCUCCGCACGGCCCCCGGAGACCCCGACACUCCCACUUACCCGGCGUCCUCCGGUUCCACCCCUCUGCCCCGGGUCAGGUCGUCCCAUCGUGGCCUUUUUUUUUAUCUGUUUGAUUCUGUCUCUGUAGAGGUGAGACUGUAACGUAGUCGCCGUCCUCGGAGCCUCUCGUCGUGAGAGCUGGGGGAACUCCAACGUGCUCCCGUCCUGACGGCCCUGCGGGAGUUGUCUCGUCAUCGUAUACAUAUUUAAUGUAAAUUGUAUUGUAUAUAGGCCAUUUAGAUCUAUUCCAUUAUUUUUGAUUUUUUUUUUGUUGAUAAGGUCUUAAAGAGCAGAAGUGAUGAAUGUAUGUGCUGCACAAACGAGUGCACACCCAGUUUUUAAAAUAAUUUUUUUUUAGACAUUUCCAUGAGCAGACACACUGGUAAAUUUAAAAAGUACCGUCUCUUGGACCAAAUUCACUAAUAAUUACUGCGACAGUACCAUCAGCUAAAGUGGACUUAGCGCCUUGCGAUGGAUGUGAGAUUUUUAUAUUCUUCCAAUCAAUUCUGAAAAAAAAAAAAAAUGAGUAAAACUUCAUCAUAAUCACCGGCACCAGAUUUCUCAACAAUCUCCAAACCUGAAUGAAGAAAAAAUAAAAAUACAAUUUCAUUUCUGUUCAGUUUAAAUGAUAAAGUUGGCACAAUCGAGACUUUAUAUAAACUAUAUGCUUUUCGCCUUUUUAAUGUUAGCUUGUGAGUAUCAUACCUGUCAGUGAUGAGAUAUUCUAGUAUAUAUACACAGUAUGUGGAUUCUUUGAAAAAAAAAAAAGAAGAAAAAAACAUUUUGCUCUUGUUUACAAAUUAUGGUCUUUUGCGAUAUCUGAUAGUUAGCUGCUCUGUUUAUGGCAUCUGAGAUGUGUGGAGUGAGCUAGAGUGCAUCUUUUUUCGUACGAAAACCAAAUGAAGCGAAGGAACGUACUAUUAGGAACAUGCAUCUCUUUCGUUUCACUCAAGGGAAACAGGUUUUUGGCUGGUUCGUUCUUCAAUUUCCGGCCGGGAGCCGAUCGCUGAGCUCCUGCAAAUAAAUAAUCCGUAGGUUGUUUCUAUUUAGACGAUCGACAGAUCGAUCGACUCUGCUUCCGCUCGCACACUCGCAUAUUUUUGUUCCGCCGACACAACAUCGCAGACCCCAUCAUCUCCUUCCCCCUGCUACAUUAUGCAUGUACAGAAGAUUAAGUCAUUUAAUAAAAGUUUGAUUAUCUCUCUCCUCA
This is a messenger RNA of Scophthalmus maximus (turbot), 3029 nucleotides long. RefSeq names its product PRKC, apoptosis, WT1, regulator (gene pawr). Gene Ontology annotation, cellular component: cytoplasm. The transcript is spliced from 7 exons. Lineage: Eukaryota; Metazoa; Chordata; Actinopteri; Pleuronectiformes; Scophthalmidae. The coding region runs from base 479 to 1663 and encodes 394 amino acids. The record is from RefSeq and is a predicted model, not a curated record. Gene Ontology annotation, biological process: apoptotic process; positive regulation of apoptotic process.